UUUAGUGGGGCCAAUACCCAAUUGCCCUUUUAAAUGUCUUCUUCUUCAUCUGCUAUGCUUGCCCAAAAUUUUUAUUCCAAGACAAGGAAAUACCAAAAAUAACGCACACCCAAUAGCAUUGUCUGUAUCCGUGUUAACCUCCGCGUAGAUCCUAAGAGCUCGUGGUUUUGGUCCGUUCGAUCGCACGUUCACUAUUUCUCCACCACGUUGGAAUUGCACAGCUCUCUACGUCACAACGGUUGCUUGCAAAACCAGUGUGUUUAACGGCCGAUUGGUUUCCUGAGCUUCGAACUCCAGAUCUCAGGUCUGCGAAAUUUCACGAGGAAUACAAAGUACAGAGAGAGGUGGAGGAUUUGAGCUUUCUGGGUGUUUAAGAAGAGAGCUGUCGGAAUUAACAGAAACUAUGGUGUAAUGUGUUAAGAAAUGUGAGACGAAGUUAACCAUGGCUAAUCAUAAUGCUAGUAGCAGUAGCGCGGCGAAUACACUGAAUGCUGCUGCAACUGCUAUCAGUUCGGCUGACCCUCGAUACCCAACUCCGGAACGGCAUGGAAGAUGGAAGAUAGGUUGUUGGAAAGGAUUAUCAUGUUUUGGAUCACAGAAACGAGCAUGUCGGAUUGUGCCAGCAUCACGUACUCCAGAAGGAAAUACAUCAGCUAAUCGAGCAAAUGGAGCUCAAUUAGCUGGUGUUGCUAAUCAAUCCACAGGUUUGAAUCCAUCGUUACUGGCACCUCCCUCUUCCCCAGCUUCAUUUACAAACUCAGGCAAUCCUUCUUCUGUUCAGUCACCAAAUGUUUUCUUGUCUCUGUCUGCCAAUGUUUGUUCACCUGGUGGACCAACAUCAACCAUGUUUGCCACAGGACCAUAUGCACAUGAGACUCAACUGGUAUCACCUCCUGUUUUCUCAACAUUUACUACCGAACCUUCAACUGCUCCAUUAACUCCCCCACCCGAAUUAGCUCAUCUUACGACUCCAUCAUCCCCGGAUGUGCCUUUUGCUCAAUUACUUGCAUCUUCAUUAGAUGUUAAAACUGCCAAUAAGGAGAAUGGUGUGACUUUUUCAUGUUCUCCUUAUACAGCAUCAGGUUAUGUUGCUACAAGUGAUCUUCAAGCUGCAUACCAACUAUAUCCUGGGAGUCCUGCUAGUCAACUAGUAUCACCAAAACCGGGAGUUUCUGGUUCUGGUUCACCAUUUCCUGAACUUGAGUAUCCUGGACAUUGGAAUGCUGGUCAAGAUACCUUAUACAAGUAUGAGCCAUCCAAGUUUUACCAUGACGUGCCCUCCCCUAGAAGUUUUGUGUUGUCACAAGAUUCAAGUCAUUUUGACUCUACCAAGUCGGCAGGGUUAUGCUUGGAUCAGUCUCAGCCAACAUGUCAGUCUGGGGGAAAACAGUUUGUCUCUUCCCAAGAAACAGAUGAUUUCUGUGAUAAUGGUGAAAAUGCACAACAGAAUUGGCACAUGGAACCCAAUAAACAAGACAUGGAACAGAUUGAAGCAUAUAGGGCAUCAUUUGGAUUCAGUGCCGAUGAAGUUACAACUUCUAAUCGUGAUGUUACAGAAGUUCUAGGGGACAGCCUAGGGGACAGUCAUUUUGGGGCACAGAAAUCAGAUGGUGUAGAAUUUGCUGCCUUUGACAGGAGAAAUAUGAAGACUGAAACACAGUUGAUAAGUGGAGCUUUAUUUGACUCUGGAUAUGGAGUUUUAUUGAUGGAUCAUAAAGGACACAAUCUAGAGGCACAAAGCAUGGCUAAUACAGCUAACUCAAAACAUAAUUGGCAAUUAGGAGGAAACGAGGCUAACUAUGCAAGUGAAACAAAAGAUUGUGCUGAAGUUGAUAUACUGGACAAGUUUUCAAGGUUUGGGGAGUUCAAAUUUGAUGAAAAAGUUGGGACAGAUGCAUCAAGUUCAAUUAUAGAGAAGUGGACAAGAUAUAAAGAAAAAAGAACUGCAGAGAAUGGACUAAGAGAUCAUGAUUUUUUUCGUAUGAAGCAACCACAAGAGCUUAAAGGAGGGAGGCUGUCAUAGAAUCUUUUCUGAAAGAAACAUCCUGUGUAUUCUCUUCCUGUCUUCUUCUGAAGUACUGAAAACUAUUUUCUUUUGUUGGUAAUGAUACAGAGAAAAUAUGAGAAGCUAGGAACAUGUACUUAUUGUCUAGAUGGUGUACUGCAAAUAGGAUUACUUUUCCAAAAAAUUACUGUUCUGUAUUGGGCUUAAGCAAGAGUUUUAAUCAGCUGUUUAAGUCUCCUGGAUGUGUUGGACUAAUGUAAACAAAGACAGAUUAGGUGUGUACAAUAAGUUCUGGGUAUUUCCUUCUCUUCAGCAGUCAUAAUUAAGCUAUAUUUUAAACAGAAAGUUGUGGCUUAACUCAUGAGUCUAUCUCUGCAAAGCUCUAUGAUGGCAUAUUUCAUAAUAGCAAUUGUCAAAUGGUUACCAA
Messenger RNA from Cryptomeria japonica (Japanese cedar), 2432 nucleotides. RefSeq lists its product as uncharacterized. Bases 443 to 2023 code for a protein of 526 amino acids. Lineage: Eukaryota; Viridiplantae; Streptophyta; Pinopsida; Cupressales; Cupressaceae. The record is from RefSeq and is a predicted model, not a curated record. The transcript is spliced from 4 exons.